This is a messenger RNA of Aspergillus calidoustus, 1920 nucleotides long. Lineage: Eukaryota; Fungi; Ascomycota; Eurotiomycetes; Eurotiales; Aspergillaceae. The record is from the annotation of a GenBank genome assembly.
AUGGCCCCCGCUGUCGGUAUCGAUCUGGGAACCACCUACUCCUGCGUGGGUAUCUUCCGCGAUGAUCGCAUUGAUAUCAUUGCCAACGACCAGGGCUCUCGCACCACCCCAUCCUUCGUCGCCUUCACCGACACUGAGCGUUUGCUCGGCGAGGGAGCCAAGAACCAGGUCGCCAUGAACCCUUUCAACACCGUCUUCGAUGCUAAGCGUUUGAUCGGUCGUCGCUUUACAGAUGCUGAGGUUCAGGCUGAUAUGAAGCACUGGCCCUUCAAGGUCGUCGACAAGGGCGGAAAGCCCGUCAUUGAGGUUGAAUUCAAGGGCGAGACGAAGCAAUUCACCCCCGAGGAAAUCUCUUCCAUGGUUCUGACCAAGAUGCGUGAGACCGCCGAGGCUUUCCUUGGUGAAACUGUCAACAAUGCUGUCGUUACUGUCCCCGCGUACUUCAAUGACUCUCAGCGUCAGGCCACCAAGGAUGCUGGUCUUAUUGCUGGCUUGAACGUUCUCCGUAUCAUCAACGAGCCCACUGCUGCUGCCAUUGCUUACGGUCUUGACAAGAAGGUCGAGGGCGAGCGCAAUGUUCUUAUCUUUGAUCUUGGUGGUGGUACUUUUGAUGUCUCCCUCUUGACUAUCGAGGAGGGUAUCUUCGAGGUGAAAGCUACCGCUGGUGACACUCACCUUGGUGGUGAGGACUUUGACAACCGCCUCGUCAAUUUCUUCGCCAAAUUCUUCAAGGAUAAGCAGGGCAUAGAUAUUUCCAACAAUGCCCGUGCUCUCCGUCGUCUCCGCACUGCUUGCGAGCGUGCCAAGCGCACUCUCUCUUCAGCUGCUCAGGCCUCCAUUGAAAUCGACUCCCUUGCAGAGGGCAAGGACUUCUAUACCUCCAUCACCCGUGCCCGUUUCGAGGAGCUGUGCCAGGACCUCUUCCGCAGCACCAUGGACCCCGUCGAGCGUGUCCUUCGUGAUGCCAAGAUCGACAAGUCUUCUGUCCAUGAAGUUGUCUUGGUUGGUGGUUCCACCCGUAUCCCCAAGAUUCAGCGUCUCGUCCGCGACUACUUCAACAAGGAGCCCAACAAGUCCAUUAACCCCGACGAAGCCGUUGCCUAUGGUGCCGCCGUCCAGGCCGCCAUCCUUUCCGGUGACACCUCUUCCAAGUCCACCAACGAGAUCCUGCUGCUUGAUGUCGCCCCUCUCUCCGUCGGUAUCGAGACUGCCGGUGGUGUCAUGACCCCUCUUGUCAAGCGUAACACCACCAUUCCCACCAAGAAGUCCGAGACCUUCUCCACCUAUUCCGACAACCAGCCUGGUGUGCUUAUCCAGGUCUACGAGGGUGAGCGUGCUCGCACCAAGGACAACAACCUGCUCGGCAAGUUCGAACUCACUGGCAUCCCCCCCGCCCCUCGCGGUGUUCCUCAGAUCGAGGUUACCUUUGAUCUCGAUGCCAAUGGCAUCAUGAACGUUUCCGCUGUUGAGAAGGGAACUGGAAAGACCAACAAGAUUACCAUCACCAACGACAAGGGCCGUCUUUCCAAGGAGGACAUUGAGCGCAUGCUUGCUGAUGCCGAGAAGUACAAGGCUGAGGAUGAGGCCGAGACUGCCCGCAUUCAGGCCAAGAAUGGUCUUGAGUCCUACGCCUACUCUCUUAAGAGCACUCUGGGAGAGGGCAAGCUUCAGAUCAGCGACUCCGACAAGGAGAAGGUCACUGCUAAAAUUGAUGAAGUCAUCAGCUGGCUCGACACCAACCAGGCUGCUUCCAAGGAUGAGUACGAGGUCCAGCAGAAGGAGCUUGAGGCUGUCGCGAACCCCAUCAUCUCCGCUGCUUACGCUGCUGCUGGAGGCCAGCCUGGUGCCGCUCCCGGCGGUGCCGCUCCUGGCGCCACCCGCAGCGAUGGUGUUGUCGAGGAGAACGAUGAUCUUGACUAA